CUCGGGUGAGCCGCCUUGAGGAGUUUUUUUAUUCGCGCAAACGCCUGUCGCUCUGCGUGUACGACAGUCGUGUCGACAGUUCGGCAGUGUGUUAUGUGUCUUUCCCGUUGCCUGGCUGCCAUCGCAUCGUCCGAGCACCACGGGCUGUCCGGCUUUUAAAGAAGAUCGACUGUUAAUCACCAAGGAUUGAGGAUGGCGUCGCUCAGAUAUCUCGCUGCUGGAGCCAGUGCUAUCGGAGCUGGUGCCAUAUCAUCCUAUCUUAUGCUUUCGGACUCGACUGUAUAUGCUGAUAAGGCAGUCGUCAAACCAGUUAAACGACCUCUACCCUCGAGAGAGGAUCAAGUUAAAGCUCUCAAGAGUCAGGAUUAUGAUAUUCUCAUCAUAGGAGGUGGCGCUACCGGCUCAGGAUGCGCUUUGGAUGCUUGCACAAGGGGCCUGAAGACGGCGCUCAUCGAAGGCGACGAUUUUGCAUCGGGCACAUCGUCACGAAGUACAAAACUGAUUCACGGAGGCGUGAGAUAUCUUCAAAAAGCCAUAAUGCAACUCGAUGUUGAGCAAUAUAAAAUGGUGAAAGAAGCACUGCACGAAAGAGCUUCGAUGCUUCACAGUGCUCCUCACCUGGCUCAUCCGCUUCCCAUUAUGCUACCUGUUUACACGUGGUGGCAAAUACCUUAUUACUGGUUUGGUAUUAAGAUGUACGACCUUGUAGCUGGCAGCAAAACCGUCAAGUCGUCGUACUACCUCAGCAAAUCAAACGCACUUGAACUCUUCCCCAUGCUCAAGGGCGACAAACUUACUGGCGCUAUUGUAUAUUACGACGGACAGCAAGACGAUGCCAGAAUGAAUUUGGCAGUAGCAUUAACAGCCUCGCGACUAGGUGCAACGGUGGCAAAUCACGUGACCGUUGUUAAUCUCCUCAAAGGUCUUGACAAAGAUGGAAAACGCGUUCUUACCGGUGCUCAUUUACGCGAUGAGCUUACGGGCGAGGAGUGGGACGUCAAGGCGAAAGCAAUAAUCAACGCUACGGGUCCAUUCACCGACAGCAUUCGCAAAAUGGACGAUCAAAAUGUCCAAGAAAUAUGUUGCCCUUCGUCGGGAGUACACAUCGUUUUACCAGGCUAUUACAGUCCGGAUCAAAUGGGUCUUCUUGAUCCAGCGACCAGCGAUGGUCGUGUAAUCUUCUUUUUACCCUGGCAAAAACAAACGAUCGCCGGUACGACGGACUUGCCGUGUCAGGUGACCCACAAUCCAAGGCCUACCGAGGACGAAAUCAUGUUCAUCCUUCAGGAAGUCAAAAAUUAUCUCAAUCCCGACGUUGAGGUGCGUCGCGGCGAUGUCCUGUCCGCUUGGAGCGGUAUUCGACCACUCGUAUCCGAUCCCAACAAACCGAACACCCAAUCGCUCGCUCGCAAUCACAUCGUUCACGUUAGCCCUACGAAUCUCGUCACCAUUGCUGGUGGCAAAUGGACGACUUAUCGUGCCAUGGCUGAAGAAGCUGUUGAAGCAGCCAUUAAUGCUUGUGGACUCGAGCCUACAUCACUUUGUCAGACCGACGGUAUGCUCUUGGAAGGAGCUCAUGGCUGGAGCCCAACGAUGUACAUUCGUUUGGUACAAGAUUUUGGAUUGGAGUGCGAAGUUGCUCAGCAUCUAGCGAAAAGCUACGGGGAUCGUGCCUUCGCUGUUGCAAAAAUGGCAUCACUCACUGGCAAAAGGUGGCCGAUAAUUGGAAAAAAAGUGCAUCCCGAGUUCCCGUACAUCGAUGCAGAGAUUCGUUACGGAUGCCGUGAAUAUGCGAGAACGGCUAUCGAUAUGAUCGCCCGCCGUUUGAGGCUCGCUUUCCUCAACGUUCAAGCCGCUAACGAGGCUCUUCCUGGUAUAAUCGAUAUCAUGGCCGAAGAGCUUCACUGGUCGGCCGACGAGAAAGCGAAACAGCACAAAAUGGCCAGUGAAUUUUUAGCCAACGAGAUGGGACAGAUGGUGAACCGCGCGUCACGCGACAAAAUUCCGAUCAAUCUUACCAAGGAUGAAAUACAGCUUUACAUCAAGCGUUUCACGAUUAUCGACAAAGAUCGCAAGGGAUACGUUUCGAUCAACGACAUACGACGAGGACUCAAGCUCUUCGGUGACAAGGAUGUUCCGGGUGAGGAACUUCACGAAAUUCUUCGUGAAAUCGACACUAAUAUGAACGGUCAGGUCGAACUGGACGAAUAUCUUCAGAUGAUGUCCGCAAUAAAAUCUGGCCACGUAGCAUAUUCGCGAUUUGCUCGAAUGGCGGAAAUGGAGGAGGCUCAACACGAGAAAGACGUGCUUAAGAAACACAUCAGCGUCGACAGAUCCGGUGGUGGACUUUAAAAAGCACAAAAAAAAUCAUACGAUUUAUGAAAAAAGAAGAGUCCUCGCGAAGCAAGUCAUGAUGACAGAUCGUUCUUCGCAAAUGCAUCCUCGCCCCUUUUAGCUAAUUCACCCCCUCGAUACACGAUCUAUUUGUCAUUGUAGGAACUAAUUAAUUUUUUUUCACGAGCGAAUUUCGUCACUCGUUACAAGCAUAGACGCUUUCCACGUAGCGAAUUGCUUGAAGAAGAAAGCAGCCUCCAAAAUCGACGCGAUUAUCGUCGGAUUUUCGAAGCCACGAAAUGGCAAACGAUAAGACACUCUGGCAGUGUCACCGAAUCUGAUUUCGAUCUUAAUUUAAUUGAUUUUUUUUUUUUAAUCAGCAUCCUGACUUUCGAACGAGUCUGGUACUGCGACUGUCACUUUUAAAAUCAUGCGAAUAAGUCAACGGCGCAAAACCCACCCGCGUUUGCACAGGGAUAAUAUUUGUACGCGUUUUUUCGAAAUACUCGUUUUCUGCGUAUUUUUACCAGCUACACACGAGGUCACACACCGGACGCACGAUUUAACGACGAAUAACAAAACAAAAGAAACAAGACGUUUAUAAAAUCUCAAUCUACGAAUAGACAAUUUGAAUGUGUAAAUAAUCUCAUCGUACGCUGUCUCACCAAACUAUCUCAAUAUUAUUCAUCUCGUCGAUUUUACAAUUUAUUUAUUCAACUAUCAAUCGUGUCGGAUGAAUAAACGAUUUGAAGAGAUAUUCGAAUAUUCAUAUGUAUCAUUCGCGUUAUUACACGCUUGGCCAUCUCAGGAUCUGUUUUAUCGACAGAAACCAUUAUAUUUUUCUGCUCGAACAUUUUUUGACAACUUCUCAUUUCUUUCGGACCAAAAAAGAAUUUAAGAGCAUGCAUCAGUCGGUAUAUCGUAACUGUGAAUGCGAGAGUGAUAGCUGCAAAUUUUGCCACACCCUUCGCCCGAUCGAAAUAAUAAAAAUGUCAGCCCAUUUUUGCCACUGCCCUGCAUGGGCUAACAGAGCCUUUUUUAAUCGGUUAAACUGUGUCGAAGAAUUUCGUUUUUGAAAAUUUCAAGUGUGACUGAUCCAUACUCUUAAGAAAAUAUAUCAAAAUUGUAUCAAUUUUGAUUCGAACUAUUAGACUCGACUCGGUUGAAACGAAUGUAAUGGGGAAAUCUACUCGUUGAGAAGCUGGUAGAAUUUUUCGGCUCAAGGCACAACAACUCUACUCCCCGUUUUUCUGGUCCGGAACGACUCUUCCCUUCAGAAUGACUAUAAUUUUUUUCGUUAACGUUAACAUUCGUAUUUUUCGCCCAACAUAUACUUCCCUUGAAAAAAACAAAUUGUCAAAAUUAAAAAAAUGAGAAUGUUGCGUGUACGAAACUAGCUGCGUGAAUGAUUAAGAUUUCGAUGGAAGUGAACAUUUGUAAACGUUUGACCAGUGCAUUGGAGUGCUUAUUUUUUAAAUAAAAAUACUGUAAUCAGAAAAAGAGCAAGUGCAAAUUUGGGUGUGUUUCGGUAUUUACUGACAGUGCUGUCAGUUACACGGUAGAAUAGGGCCGCAAGAAAUAUUCGAGAGGAGGGUUACAUGGAGUGAAGAAAUGGAGAGUGGAGUUUUUGUACUGCCGAUAUACUUCUCAGUAACAAUUGUACAAAAAUGGAAUUGUCAUUAAAUCAUUUUUUUCCGAA
Messenger RNA from Venturia canescens, 4033 nucleotides. RefSeq names its product glycerophosphate oxidase 1 (gene Gpo1). Gene Ontology annotation, cellular component: mitochondrion; glycerol-3-phosphate dehydrogenase (FAD) complex. Gene Ontology annotation, molecular function: glycerol-3-phosphate dehydrogenase (quinone) activity; calcium ion binding. The record is from RefSeq and is a predicted model, not a curated record. The transcript has 11 exons. NCBI's taxonomy places the organism in Eukaryota, Metazoa, Arthropoda, Insecta, Hymenoptera, Ichneumonidae. The coding region runs from base 193 to 2352 and encodes 719 amino acids. Gene Ontology annotation, biological process: glycerol-3-phosphate metabolic process.